GUGGGUUUUAAAUUUCUUGAUGUUCUCCUGGUUUCUCCCAUUCCCCCUCUCGUUUAUUCUCUUUAACGAGGGUUCCAUGGCCUCCUUCGGUCACUCCGGCCUCCGACCGCCGGCGCACCAGUACGGCAAGACGCCGGGCUGCCGGAAUUUGCAGCGGCCAUUUUCGGACCCUUCCGGCGGCCGCUGAGGACCAGGGGCUCAGGGCCGGCUGGGUCAAAUGUUUGGUUUUCCUUUCUGCUUACUAGUAUUUUCAUCAUUCUAUUUGUUUCAUGUUAAAGGUCCACAGUGAAUCUUUUUAUCCAGCAGAGCAAUAGCAAUAACAGAUCAAAGAAACAGUCCUACAGAAGACGAGGAUCAACAGGAAAGAAGGAACUGAGGAUUGUCACGACGAUAGCAUCUCGAGCUUGAAAGAAAAUUUAGAAUUUGAGAGAGCAAAGUUCCUUCAUCCUUGAGAUGGUGGGUUCAUUGAUACAUGAAAUGAUUGGAUAACAACAAAAGGAGGGGGUUGCCUUUGUAUUUUCAGUAGCUAUGGCAAGACAUUCUUGAGUCUGGUUUAACUUUUAGAAUUGAGCCAACAUUUUGGUUCGUGAUGCUAAUCUCUGUUUCUUAAUUGCAGCUAUGUUCCUUAAACAUUUUUUUUCAUCAAUUAAGUCAAACCAUGCAAUGCAUCUAGAUUCAAGGAUCAUCCACCAAUGGCUUUCACUCACCUCGCCUUUCAAGGAUAAACCGUUUCACUGUUAUAUUCAAACGGUGAACUAUGUGGAGGUCAAGAUGAAGUGGAAGAAAGAUGUGUCUCUUGAUAGUAUUCCAUUCAUAGAUAGAUCUCAAGAACUUAAAUCAAUUAUCUCCUUGAAGAACUGCAUCAAAAAAGAGGGUGGAAAUAUACCAAUUUCACUUGUUUCCAAAAGGGGUUAUGAAUUUGAUAUUCCUUCUAUCAGGGUUGCUACAUUCCUUAGACAAUAUCCAAGUAUCUUUGAAGAAUUUACUGGAGAAAAAUACAACCUCCCAUGGUUCAGAUUAACCCAAGAAGCCAUUGAUCUUGACAAAGAAGAGCAGGCAGUUUACAAGGCUCAUUGUUCUAAUAUCGUAGAAAGGUUAAAGAAGUUGUUGUUGAUGAGUAAGGGGAAUAUGCUCCCAUUGAAGGUAAUUCGAGGCCUGCAGUGGUACUUAGGAUUUCCCGAUGAAUUUUUGGGUGACCUGGAGCUGCUAAAUAGUUAUGGUCAUUUUGAGUUAAUUGAAAUGGAAGAUGAUCUGAAAGGAUUGCGGGUUCUACCUGAAGAAACUGUGUUAUCAGCCGUUCAGAAGAUUGCUUUGGCAAGAGGGGAUAAAUAUGUGGAAGGAUCACCUCCUUCCUUCACCUUGGUCCCAUCAAAAGGCUUGCGACUGAAAAAGAAGCUUGAGAAAUGGUUGGAUGAAUUUCAGAAGCUUCCAUAUGUAUCUCCUUAUGAGGACUCGUCUCAUCUGAAUCCAAAUAGCGACAUUGCUGAGAAGCAUGUAGUCGGGGUUCUGCAUGAAUUGCUGUCUCUCUUUGUUGAGAACUCUGCUCAAAGAAGGAAGCUCAUCUGUCUACGUAAGUAUCUGGGCUUGCCACAAAAGUUUUCAAAAGCAUUCGAGCGCCACCCCAGUAUCUUUUACUUGUCCCUGAAGAACAGAACAUGCACUGCCAUCCUGAAAGAAGCGUUCGCUAAAGGCUCAAUGAUCGAAAAACACCCUGUUUUAGAUGUGAGAAAGCAGUACCUUAAAUUGAUUAACAAAUCCAGGAUUAUUAUGGUUAGCAGGAGGCAAAGAAAAGCGCAUACAGAAGUUAAAGUGUGAAGGUGGCAAUGAUUUAUUCGGAAAAGUUAUGCAGGAUUAAUUAGGGAAAGGAAAGAAAAUUUGUGGUAAUAAAUAUGGAAACACUUGUGGAUACUGAUGGUGUUAUCCUUGGUUCUCACGGACGCUGAAGUUUUUCUUGGAACUAUGAGAUGGAUCUGAUGCUUGUGGAUACUGCAUUGAAGAGCGUUACUAUGUCCUUUGUAACAAUGUCUUGUGGAAACGAUGAUCUCCAGAAGUAGUUGGUUUUGUGGCUUCAACAUGAAAACCACAAAACCAUGUCUGCCUCAGCGUUAAGAGCCACACUCCAAAGCACAGUUCAGGCAUCCAGUGUAACACAAUAUGCUUUGAUGCACAACCAUAUAAUGGAAUUGAAAAAGGCAUGGCCAAUUCUCGUACUUUGAAAAGUUUUGGGCUAUCCAUAGUAUAUCAGUUUCUUUCAUUAA
Molecule: messenger RNA, 2258 nt
Organism: Nymphaea colorata (pocket water lily)
Lineage: Eukaryota; Viridiplantae; Streptophyta; Magnoliopsida; Nymphaeales; Nymphaeaceae
Product: protein WHAT'S THIS FACTOR 9, mitochondrial
Exons: 3
Coding region: 619-1815 (398 amino acids)
Molecular function (GO): RNA binding
Source: RefSeq, a predicted model, not a curated record